Pecten maximus is the source of this 3098-nucleotide messenger RNA. RefSeq names its product atrial natriuretic peptide receptor 1-like. Lineage: Eukaryota; Metazoa; Mollusca; Bivalvia; Pectinida; Pectinidae. The record is from RefSeq and is a predicted model, not a curated record. Gene Ontology annotation, biological process: intracellular signal transduction; receptor guanylyl cyclase signaling pathway; cGMP biosynthetic process. Gene Ontology annotation, molecular function: ATP binding; peptide receptor activity; guanylate cyclase activity. Gene Ontology annotation, cellular component: membrane.
UAUUAGUAAUAUUAUAUAUAUAUACAUGUCAUGUAACAUUGGCCAUACGUUGGUACGUAGGGAACCUUAUAAAAACAUCUGCCUAUUCCUAGGCAUUGUAACGAUAUUGAGCAGCCAGAAAUGCUUGCUUUAGAGAGCGAAAAAGUAUUGAGGAUCUUUAGUUUUUCCAUUGUUUUGAUGAUUGUUUUAUUCACAAGUCCGGUAAUGGGUUCUUCUGUGAAGGAGUUUUACGUCGGUGUCGCCAUGAUCUACGAUGCCAACACGCCCUACGACGUAGAGAGAGUGGGACCAGCCAUAGAUAUCGCCAUAGACAAGGUCAACAGGGAUAUCCUCAAUAGCUCCUACAGGGUGGUGAAGAUAGAGCGACACUACGGGAGUGUAUGUAGCAAUUCCCGGGCCUCAGGGAUGGUCGCUGAUCUAUACUACAGACACGACAUAGUCGCCCUGAUAGGACCAGCCUGUCCAUAUGCCCUGGAUCCUGUGGCUCGUCUUGCCAACUAUUGGAAUAUCCCAGUUAUCACAGGUCUCGGUGAUGGUGGAAUAUUUAAGAACAAAACAGAUUACCCUACACUGACUAGACUGGCCUACUGUCAGUGUAGACUACGGAAAGUACUCGGCAGUGUGUUCGAGGAGUUUCAUUGGACAGACGUGGCCAUUGUAUAUGACAUUAAUGAUGUUCACUCGGAUGUACUCGGGUCAACGUUAAAGGUCGGUCUCCAGAAGCAAAAUAUUUUCCCUUAUAUGUUUCCAUAUUAUGGUAAAGAUGAUCCCGAUUUUACAGCUAUCCUGCAGGAGGUAGCAAUGGUGACUAGAGUGAUUGUUCUCGUUGCGCCUGGAGAAUCUGUCCGGAACUUCAUGUUGUCGGCGUUCGACCUCGGCUUUAUAUCAAAUGGAGAGUUCGUUUUCUUCGAUAUCCAUCUGUUUCCCUUUCCUGGCGAAUACUGGGGUAACCACGACUGGCAUCGAGGCGACUCACGUGACACGGCUGCAAGGCAAGCUUAUGAGGCAAUGUUCAGGAUAAGUCUUCAAGUCCCGACGAGUAUGGAAUGGUUGAAUUUUACACUUGAUGUAAAGUCUAGAGCACAGGAAGCUUACAAUUUUUCCUUUUAUGGCGAAGAGGUGAACUUUUUUAUCGGAGCUUUCCAUGAUGCAGUUCUGCUGUAUGGAAUUGCUCUCAACGAGAGUCUUAACAACCUCUCGGCUGUCAAUGAUGGCUACAAGUUUACUAGAGCAAUGUGGGAUAGGACAUUUCAAGGGGUAACCGGAAGUGUGAUUAUUGACGACAAUGGAGAUCGCGACACCAGCUAUUCCAUCCUUGACCUCAACCCUAAUACAGGAGAAUUUCAUGUCAUUGCUAACUUCUUUGGGGACCGGCAGUGGUACAAUCCUAUUUCGGCAAAGUCAGUUCACUGGUCGGGGGGCAGGACCGAUCCUCCUUUGAACAUUCCCGUGUGUGGCUUUCAGGGAAACAACCCGGAAUGUCAUAGAAAUGAUAUCCCUUCAACACUCAUCUAUAUCAUUGCUGCUAUCUCCACUAUUCUGGUUGUUAUCCUCUCUGGCACUAUCGUUCUCUUCCGACAUCUCAAGAGGGAGCGCGACCUACGAAAUAUGGCCUGGAUGAUUAGAUAUGAGGACAUCAACUUCCAUGCUGACGGCUAUAGUAUGUCGGUUGGAUCCUUGCGCAGCUACAUUACGUCCGCUAUGUCCCGGAGGUCCUCCCAAUUCAAUACGGACUUGACCGGCACACAAUACCUAUCUGGAUUCGCAACAUAUAUGGGAUCACCUGUGUCAGUGAGAAUGGUGAGACAGAAGAUAGACUUGUCGAGGACCGUAAUAAAGGAACUUCAGCAGGUGCGGUCCAUGACACACGAUAACCUCACACGACUUAUUGGGGUCGGUGUAGAGCCUAACAAAGUCUGUAUUGUCCACGAGUUCUGCAGUAAAGGGUGUAUAGAGGAUAUACUAGAAAACGAUAAUAUCAAACUGGAUAUAUCAUUCAAAAUGUCUAUUCUGAAGGACAUAGUUGCGGGGAUGUCGUUUAUUCAGUCAUCUUGUCUUAAGUACCACGGUCAUUUAACGUCAAAAUGUUGUAUGGUGGAUAGUAGGUUUGUGGUAAAGAUAUCGGACUAUGGCCUUUCUACCCUCUAUAAAAAUGCCAGAUUGACGCAUUAUGGACAAGAGUUGUGGGUGGCGCCGGAACAUUUACGUGAUGGAGGGCACAGUGUCAAGGGGGACGUUUUCAGCUUCGCCAUUAUCAUGGUGGAGGUUUUGUCUCGCUCUACACCUUACGACGCCUAUAGGACUGUUAUGGACGUACAGGAAAUAGUAGAACAAAUAAAAGAGAGGGACGAACCUUUGUUUCGUCCGAUCAUCCCUAAAGAUCGUGGCCCUGCUGAACUAAUUGAUUUGCUGACACGGUGUUGGGCUGAAGACCCGGAUGAUCGCCCGGAUUUUCAUAGUAUCAGCAGAUCAUUGCGGAAGAUAAUGGGGACCAAACAUUCAAACUUCGUCGACAUGCUGCUACAACGGAUGGAAAAGUAUGCUACAAACCUGGAAGAUAUCGUGGAAGAACGUACACAGCAGCUGUUGGUAGAGAAGAAACGUUCCGAGGAACUGUUACACCAAAUACUCCCAAGGAGUGUAGCAAGGGAUCUACUUCAGGGGCGAAACGUGUUACCAGAGAGCUUCAGUUCCGUCAGCAUCUACUUCAGCGACCUGGUGGACUUUACCAGCCUGUGUUCAAAGCUUACAGCGCUACAGGUGAUUGAUGUUCUUAAUGAAGUGUACACUCUCUUUGAUAAUAUAAUAGACAAGUACAACGUGUACAAGGUUGAAACCAUCGGGGACGCUUAUAUGGUAGCUUCGGGUCUUCCUAUUCGUAAUGGGACACGACAUGUGACAGAAAUCUGCCGUAUGGCUCUAGACCUACGGGACAAGAUAUCCAAUCAUGAGCUAAAACAAAAUGUUGUGGACAAAGUAAAGCUACGUAUCGGCAUUCAUACAGGUCCCUGUGUAACAGGUGUUGUAGGGCUCAAGAUGCCAAGAUAUUGUCUGUUUGGUGACACCGUAAAUACUGCAUCAAGAAUGGAAACCACAGG